Acanthisitta chloris (rifleman) is the source of this 282-nucleotide messenger RNA. It is a transcript of the gene SWI5, whose product is annotated as SWI5 recombination repair homolog (yeast). Lineage: Eukaryota; Metazoa; Chordata; Aves; Passeriformes; Acanthisittidae. Gene Ontology annotation, cellular component: Swi5-Sfr1 complex; Swi5-Swi2 complex. The record is from RefSeq and is a predicted model, not a curated record. Gene Ontology annotation, biological process: double-strand break repair via homologous recombination. The annotation marks the transcript as partial. The transcript has 3 exons.
AUCCCAUCUCCAAGGACCUGCCAACCCAACGGAGCCAGUGAAGAAGCCCUGCAGUGUGAAAUUGAAGAGCUGAGAAGGAAAGACCUUGCUCUAGACCGAGAAAUUGCACAAUUAGUGUCUGAAGGCUACAGCCUGGAGGAACUGGAGAAGCACAUCUCUCUGCUCCAUGAAUACAAUGAAAUCAAAGAUGCUGGGCAGAUGCUUCUGGGCAAACUGGCUGUUAUCCGAGGGGUCACUACAAAACAGCUCUACCCUGAAUACGACCUGGAGCUCAGUGACUAG